Molecule: messenger RNA, 1476 nt
Organism: Chanos chanos (milkfish)
Lineage: Eukaryota; Metazoa; Chordata; Actinopteri; Gonorynchiformes; Chanidae
Gene: pax3a
Product: paired box 3a
Exons: 10
Coding region: 1-1476 (491 amino acids)
Biological process (GO): anatomical structure development; regulation of transcription by RNA polymerase II
Molecular function (GO): DNA-binding transcription factor activity, RNA polymerase II-specific; RNA polymerase II cis-regulatory region sequence-specific DNA binding
Source: RefSeq, a predicted model, not a curated record
AUGACAGCAUUAGCAGGGGGCAUUUCCAGAAUGAUGCGCCCCACGCCACCACAGAAUUACCCCCGGGGAGGCUACUCGCUGGAAGUUUCCACACCGUUAGGGCAGGGUCGGGUGAACCAACUCGGUGGAGUUUUUAUCAAUGGCCGACCUUUGCCGAACCAUAUCCGACACAAGAUCGUGGAAAUGGCUCAUCACGGUAUAAGGCCAUGCGUCAUCUCUCGCCAACUGCGAGUGUCGCACGGUUGCGUGUCCAAGAUUUUGUGCAGGUAUCAGGAGACAGGUUCCAUCCGGCCCGGAUCCAUCGGGGGUAGUAAGCCCAAGCAGACAACAACGCCGGACGUGGAUAAGAAGAUCGAAGAGUAUAAAAAAGAGAACCCGGGGAUGUUCAGCUGGGAGAUCCGGGAUAAGUUACUGAAAGACGGCAUCUGUGACCGAAAUACCGUACCCUCAGUGAGCUCGAUCAGUCGCAUUAUGCGCUGCAAAUUUGGAGGAAAUGUAGAAGAUGAUGAUGACGAUGAAAUGGAGAAGAGAGAGAUGGAGGAAAAUGAAAGACGCGCCAAACACAGCAUUGAUGGGAUUCUUGGGGAUAGAUCGAGUCAUUCAGAUGAAGGUUCAGAUGUGGAUUCAGAGCCUGGUCUGCCCCUGAAGAGGAAGCAGAGACGCAGUCGAACCACCUUCACCGCGGAGCAGCUGGAGGAACUGGAGAGAGCCUUCGAACGCACACACUACCCUGACAUUUACACACGUGAGGAACUGGCCCAGAGAGCCAAACUUACAGAGGCACGCGUGCAGGUGUGGUUCAGCAACAGAAGGGCUCGAUGGAGGAAGCAGGCAGGAGCCAAUCAGCUCAUGGCAUUCAAUCACCUGAUUCCAGGAGGUUUCCCGCCAUCUGCCAUGUCGAGUCUACAGCCUUACCAGCUAGCCGAAAGCCCCUAUCCUCCCUCAUCUAUAGCACCAGCAGUUUCCGAACAGCCCAGUACAGUGCAUCGGCCCCAGCCUCUGCCCCCAACCUCGGUGCAUCAGAGUGGGCUUGGCAGUGCAGCGGGGGCCCAGGAGGGGAGCUCGGCCUACUGCCUGUCCUCCAGUCGCCACGGUUUCUCCGGCUACUCUGACAGCUUCGUCCCUCCGCCAGGCCACUCCAACCCCGUCAACCCCUCCAUCGGGAACGGCCUCUCCUCACAGGUAAUGGGUCUGUUAAACCCAGGGGGUGUGCCUCAUCAGACACAGGCGGACUUUGCCCUGUCUCCCCUGACCGGGGGUCUGGAGCCCAGCGCGGGAAUGCCGGCGGGAUGCCACGGGUCUCAGAGACUGGAGCCGCUGCCAGGCCUGGCCAGCAUGCCUACUCUGCCCACGUCCCAGUCUUACUGCCCGCCCACUUACAGCUCACCCGCCUACAGCGUGGACCACGUCAGCUCUUACCAGUACACCCAGUAUGGACAAAGUGCCUUUCAUUAUUUGAAGUCGAACAUGGCGUAA